Diachasma alloeum is the source of this 1890-nucleotide messenger RNA. RefSeq names its product probable glutamate receptor (gene Ir111). The record is from RefSeq and is a predicted model, not a curated record. Gene Ontology annotation, molecular function: glutamate-gated receptor activity. Bases 1 to 1890 code for a protein of 629 amino acids. Gene Ontology annotation, cellular component: membrane. The transcript is spliced from 8 exons. NCBI's taxonomy places the organism in Eukaryota, Metazoa, Arthropoda, Insecta, Hymenoptera, Braconidae.
AUGAAUUUCCCUACCUUAGUUUUGCUGUUAAGCACUCUCAAUGCAAUUUCCACGAUAGUUUCUGAUAAAUUCAGUGACUUCAAUUAUUACGGAGAUUUGAUCAAGAAUGUGCAUGAUAAAUAUAAGGGUACAGGAGUGAUUAUUGCAUCAGAAAUGGAUCGUCAACCAUUCGAACGCAUCACAAUCCGGCAUGAGACUACUAGGAAGCUAUCUAAUGAAGGCGUAUCAACACUUUUUCUCGACUUCAGCCAAUUCGAAAACAGAUUGAAUGUCUACAUGAAAGAAACUGAUCCUCCACUCAUUGUAAUUGUUCUGGAUACAAUCGGCGCUUUGCGCAGCUUCGAAACAAUCGCCAAAGGUCUAGACAUGGGGUACUUCGUUUGGUUGAUAUUCUUCAGUAGAGAUGCUGGUCAGGAUGUCUGUGACGUUUGUUGUCACCCGCGUGGAAAUUUAUUCAAUCUGAAAUUCAAUUCGAAAGUAAUAGUUUUGUGCUGUGACUCAAAGAUUAUUCGAGAAUGGUGGUGCGUCAGAGACAACCGCACUUGGAGUCAGGAAAUUGGCCAUACUAAUAAUCAAGAAAUUACUUGGGUCUCCGACGAGUUGCUCCGUGAUCGCAGGAAAUCAAUGCACGGUCUAGUCUUACGCGUUGCCGCAGUUAAGGGGACAGCUUUAUUCUUGGAAAGGGAUGGGAAAUACUAUGGAUAUAUAGGCGAAAUCCUGGCAGCACUGUCUGAAGCAAUGAAUUUUACUGUAUCACAAAUAAUCUGGGACAACGACUAUGGAUAUUGGAAUCGAAAAACCUUAAAUUGGACUGGUGUGAUUGGAAGAAUCCAUCGAGAAGAAGCUGAUAUUGGGGUUCCCGACUUCCUUAUAACGGACGCACGAUAUAAUGCAGUUAAUUUCGCAUACCCCAUCAUGAAUGGAGCUUAUCAAGUACACGUGAAAAAACUUGAAGUUGCUCAAGUAGCCUGGAACGCAUAUUUCAAGGUAUUGACAGUGGAUGUGUGGAUGGUAAUUAUAGGGUUCAUUCUCAUAACGCCAAUUCUCGUAACUCUCAUCGAAUACAGAAAACGGGAAUGUCCUCUGUUUCCUCUCCUCUUAGAACACUAUAUGUUCGUUUGGAGUAUUUUUUGUCAAGAAGGUUUCACAUUCCAAAUAGAGAUGAGCGGCGAAACAUCCUCGAAAAUCAUUUAUGUUUCACUAUCCUUAUCGACGCUUGUCAUUUACACCGCGUACGGUGCAUUGAUGACCAGCAUUCUAGCCGUGUCGUCAUCAUUUGUACCAUUCGCUACGAUGGAAGAAUUCGCUGAUGAUGGCACUUAUAAAUUCAUCGUGUUGAACAAUACUCUAUUCUAUAAUACGUUUAAGUUUUCUAAUAACACACUCAUGAAGAAGAUGAUGGCUCUUAUGGAGCCAACACAUUUCCUCCCUCAAACCCAUGAAGAGGGUUUCAAACAGGUAUGCAGUGGUCGAGUGGGAUUUUGGGCGAGUGAAAAAAUAAAAAAAAUCUACGACAACUUGAUACCCUGUGAAAUUACUUCCGUAGGGACUGAAAUGAAAGAAUCGUCGACACUGAUCACGCCAAGACACAGCGAAUUCAUGAGCCUAAUCAAUUACAACAUUCAACAGUUCAAAUACAAUGGAAUGUUCCAACGAUUGGAGAAAAAGUACUGGAAGCAGUCUCAACAAAAUGAAAAGAGUCUUUCACCAGUGCAUUUGCAAGAAAUCUCUCCAUUUGUGUUUGCCUUGUUUAUUGGAGGUCUGAUUGCCUUUGUAAUUUUAGUCAUCGAACGAAAUUCUUAUUUAUCUGUGAAGAAAGUACAUAAUCGGAAAAGUAAGCAAGUACGAAAGAACCGAACAUCGAAAUUUCCAGCGUACAGCAGACUCUAG